Molecule: messenger RNA, 2157 nt
Organism: Hydra vulgaris (swiftwater hydra)
Lineage: Eukaryota; Metazoa; Cnidaria; Hydrozoa; Anthoathecata; Hydridae
Product: methylenetetrahydrofolate reductase (NADPH)
Biological process (GO): tetrahydrofolate interconversion
Cellular component (GO): cytosol
Molecular function (GO): FAD binding; methylenetetrahydrofolate reductase [NAD(P)H] activity
Source: RefSeq, a predicted model, not a curated record
AAACUCAAUAGAAAAUGGUUAAUUUCAUUGAGCCAAGUCUUGAAGAAACAAGGCUACUCGAUAAGUCACAAACACUAAUUGAAAAAAUACAUAAACACAUUGGCAAAAAAAAAAAGUUUUUUUCACUAGAGUUUUUUCCACCUCGUACACCUAAUGGAGCAGUGAACUUAGUAGCUAGAUUUGAUAGAAUGAGUCAAGGUGGACCUUUAUUUUGUGAUAUAACCUGGCACCCAGCUGGAGAUCCAUCUGGUGAUAAGGAAACAAGUUCUUGCACUAUUGCAAGUACUGCUUCAAAUUAUUGUGGUAUCGAAACUAUGCUGCAUAUGACAUGUGCAAACAUAUCAUGCGAUUUAGUUCUAAAAAACCUUAAAAAAGCAAAAAAUCUUGGUAUACGCAAUAUUCUUGCCCUACGUGGAGAUCCACCUAAGGGAGAAGUAUGGAUGGCUUCAGAUGAAAAUUUGAGAUUUGGAGCCGACAUGGUUAAAUUUAUUAGAAAGCAUUUUCAGAAUUAUUUUACUAUUUGUGUUGCAGGUUAUCCACAGGGUCAUCCUGAUUGUACUUCAUAUGAAGAUGAUCUUAUUCAUUUAAAGGAAAAAGUGGAUGCAGGUGCAGACUUUAUUAUAACACAAUUGUUUUUUGAACCAAACAUAUUUUUCAAGUUCUUAGCUGAUUGUAGAAGAAUAGGUAUUGAUGUUCCUAUUAUACCUGGCGUAAUGCCCAUACAAGCCUAUGCAUCGUUGCUUCAGUUAGUAAAACUUUCAAAGCUUGAAGUACCGCAAUAUAUAAUUGAUGAUUUAGAACCAAUUAAAAAUGAUGAUGAGGCCAUUCGAGAAUAUGGUGUUAAGUUAGCAGUAAGUAUGUGUCGUGAGCUUUUAAGUUCUGAUGAUGUACCUGGAAUUCAUGUCUAUACUUUAAAUAGAGAAGUUGCUACUACAGAACUUUUACAACAGCUGGGACUAUGGAGACCUUACCAAAGUCACAGGCUGUUGCCAUGGAAACCAUCAGCAAAUUUAAAGCGGUUACAAGAAGAUGUUCGUCCAAUAUUCUGGUCCUCGCGUCCAAAAAGUUAUAUUCAUAGAACAUCAAAUUGGGAUGAAUUUCCUAAUGGAAGAUGGGGCAAUUCUUCUGCUCCAUCAUUUGCAGAGCUUUCUGAUCACCAUUUAUUUUAUUUAAAAAGCAAAGAGAGUGAGGAGGAAAGAUUAAAGAUGUGGGGGGAGAAAUUGGAUUGUAUUGAGGAUGUUUAUCAUGUUUUCCAAUGCUACUUGAGUGGGAAAAAAAAUAAAUGGGGAUACAAGGUGAAAUCACUUCCUCUAAAUGAUGAUGAAUUGCAGCCAGAAACUUCUUUACUUUCUGAUCAACUUUAUCGGAUCAAUGGUCAUGGAUUUCUAACAACAAACAGUCAGCCUGCUGUAAAUGCUGCACUAUCAACAGAUGAGAGAUUUGGAUGGGGUGGAGCUGGUGGUUAUAUUUACCAAAAAGCCUAUUUAGAGUUUUUUAUGCAUAAAAAGAAUGUGGACUUUCUUUUGGAAGUUUUAAAUGACAACCCACGUGUGAACUACCACAUUAUAGAUUCACAUGGCUGUUAUGAUAAAACAAAUGCAGACAGGUACUCUCCCAUUGCAGUCACAUGGGGUGUUUUUCCUGGAAAAGAAAUAAUACAGCCUACUGUUGUUGAUCCAAUAAGUUUUAAUUUUUGGAAGGAUGAAGCAUUUUCUUUGUGGAUUGAAAAAUGGCAGUCAUUAUACGAACCAGAAUCAUUUUCUGCAAAAAUUAUACAAAGUAUUUACAAUGAUUUUUAUCUUGUGAACCUUGUUGACAAUGAUUACAUCAAAGGUAAUUGUUUGUUUGACAUCAUUGAUUGUGUAAUUGCAAAAAGUUCGCUCGAAUAAGACGAAAAACACGAGUCUUUACAAAAGUUCGCUCGAAUAAGACGAAAACGAGUUUUUACAAAAGAGUUGUUCGAAUGAAACUAUUAUUACAAAAGUUUCAAUGAGAUGAACAAAACUCACGUGAUUAAAUCAAAAAUGGAAUAAAAAUCACGGUCUUAUGGAUUCCAUUGAAAAUUGGGACACUUUAUGUUAUAUUUAUUAAGGUACAUUUUCUAAUAAACGUAAUUGUAUAGAAAAUGGUUCCAUGAUACAUGGCAAGUCAUCUUUU